AUGCCCCCAACCGACCUCCCCGAAACGCCGACGCAGCUUGACCCCUCGAAGGAGAGCCUACAACAGAACGACGAGAAGGCAGAAUCACCUGCGGACCAUAGUUGCCCUCAAAAUAUGGAUGAUUCAAAGGAAGACUCAAUAAAGGUUACAGACUCGCCCGACCUAGUCCCGCCUCAGCCGGACCCGCUGGCGGGACAAAUGGAAGGGCUAUCAGUGUCAGCGAAGAAUGUGUCGGAGGCUGUGCCUACACCUGUAUCCCAAGCAAAUACUCCCCCGCCCCCUCCUCCUCCCGAAAAAGACGAUGCCUACGUGAACUCCACGAACCCCCUGGCGCUCACAAUACCGUCAGCGAACGACCCCACCUCCGCUCCAAGCUCCGAAAAAGAGCUCCCAGACGUGCCUGGAGAUAGUGACCCAGAGUCGAAGAAAGCUAGGAAGACCGAUGAGUCUCGCGAUGAUGAUAAUGGCUCACAGCCGGAGAUCCAGAGCAUCAUGGGCCAAUUCCAGGACCCUGCGCGAACUACUGAUCAGCAGGAGAUCAUGUCUCCCCGACUAGAGCUCGCCGACCAAUUUCGUGGCCACCAACAUUACUUUCCACCUCGCAAGUCAAGUCUAGAGCCUGUACAGCCCACGUCGACUGGAUCUACGGCUGCCUCACCACCGAGCCUUAAGCACCCCUCACCCGCAUCUCAGCACCAUCAUACCCCCGGCGGCUACGAUGAACCGCCUGCAAUGAGGCGACAAUCAUCUUCUUCAACAGUCCCACCUCCACCCGAGCCUGAACCCGAUCAGAGGUUUGAUUUCCAUCGCUUCCUGGAGCAACUGCGUCACCGGACGGCCGAUCCGGUGGCCAAGUUCCUGCGAUCAUUCCUCUUGGAAUUCGGAAAGAGACAGUGGAUGGUUCAUGAGCAAGUCAAAAUCAUCAGCGAUUUUUUGGCUUUUAUCACAAAUAAAAUGGCCAUAUGUGAGGUGUGGCGUGAUGUGUCGGAUAGCGAAUUUGAUAACGCCAAGGAAGGGAUGGAGAAGCUCGUCAUGAACCGCCUAUACUCCCAAACUUUUGCACCGGCGAUCCCAGCCCCACCCACCAUUCCCAGAAGUGCUAGCCGCAGUCGACGAAGAGAGAUCGAGAGAGCCCAUGGUCCUUGGCGGCGUGGUCAACACCAGGAAGAUAUUGAGCGGGAUGAUAUCUUGGCACAGAAGAUUCGCAUAUACAGUUGGGUCAGCGAAGAACACCUAGAUAUACCUGUUGUGAGCGGCAGUGGGCGUCGAUUCUUGAACCUUGCUCAACAAGAAAUACUUAAAAUUAAUGGCUACCGAGCACCGCGGGAUAAGGUUAUCUGUAUUUUGAAUUGCUGCAAGGUUAUUUUUGGUCUUUUGAAAAACUCCAAAAAGUCCGACACCUCGGCCGAUUCCUUCGUUCCGCUCCUUAUCUACGUGGUGUUGCAUGCGAACCCCGACCAUCUCGUCUCUAAUAUUCAAUACAUCCUGCGGUUCCGCAACCAAGAAAAGCUCGGCGGCGAAGCCGGAUACUAUCUGUCAUCCCUGUCCGGGGCCGUCCAGUUUAUUGAAACGCUAGACCGCACAAGUCUCACCGUCAGUGACGAAGAAUUCGAGCGCCAUGUCGAAGCAGCAGUUCUGGCGAUUGCAGAAAAGAACCGCGAACAUGAAUCCAUGCAUGAAAAGCCCUUAAGCCAACCCACAACCUCGCGCGGCCCUCCCCAGUCUGGCCCAGUCCAGCCUGGGCCAAGCCGUAAAGAUGCAUCUCAAUCUAGCGAUGAUGACACAUCUGCACCGGUCGCUGGCCUAUUACGAACCAUCCAAAAACCUCUCUCCACAAUCGGUCGCAUGUUCUCCGAUGAAACCGAUGCCGGGGCCCCUCAUGAUCGGCCUCUUCAACCAGCCGCUACGCCCCAACCAGCUCCCGCGCCGCCUCGUCUCACGCCGAAUGUGUAUCAGCCCCCGCGCUCCAGUAGCGAAGGGAGACGCUCCGGCGACGAGCGUCCAUUCCCGCAAGAAGGCGCAAAGAAGAAUCUGACGCGCGUCCUCGACGCCCAAGACGCAGCAGCUCGCCAAGCCAGUGCAGAAGAUGCCGAGGCACGGCGCAUCCAGCGCGCUGAACAUAAUAAUGUCGUCGAGACGCUGUCGAACAUGUUCCCCAACCUGAGACCGCGAUUUGGUCUAGCUGUCGACGCAUGUCUUGCUCUCAGCACAGAGUAG
Molecule: messenger RNA, 2217 nt
Organism: Penicillium cosmopolitanum
Lineage: Eukaryota; Fungi; Ascomycota; Eurotiomycetes; Eurotiales; Aspergillaceae
Product: guanine nucleotide exchange factor VPS9
Exons: 4
Coding region: 1-2217 (738 amino acids)
Biological process (GO): vesicle-mediated transport
Cellular component (GO): endocytic vesicle; cytosol
Molecular function (GO): small GTPase binding; guanyl-nucleotide exchange factor activity
Source: RefSeq, a predicted model, not a curated record